This is a messenger RNA of Synchiropus splendidus (mandarinfish), 1922 nucleotides long. RefSeq names its product heme-binding protein 1-like. The transcript is spliced from 4 exons. Bases 167 to 742 code for a protein of 191 amino acids. Lineage: Eukaryota; Metazoa; Chordata; Actinopteri; Syngnathiformes; Callionymidae. The record is from RefSeq and is a predicted model, not a curated record.
GUCUUGACUCAGAGCGAAGCAGAGCACAGCAGCAGCCGCUCGCCUCUGAGGACACAUCUGGAGGGAGUCUGCAGGUGUAUGAGUCGGGUGAAGAGGCUCGGGUGCUGAGCUGGUCCAGCUGCUGGUCUACACGGAAUCCACAACAUAAGAGCAAGAGGAGACAGCCAUGUUUGGGAUGAUCAAGAACUCUCUGUUCGGGAACACAGAGGAGACGGAAUAUAAACUCUUGAGCACUGAGAGCAAGGACGGCGUGAGCUUCGAGGUACGGCGCUACGAUGCGGCCAAGUUUGCGGUGGUGUCAUCUGAAGGUCGCACCUUCGACCAGGCCACCGGCGAGCUGAUGAGGAAGCUGCUCAUGUACAUCGGCGGCAGCAAUGAGCCAGGUGAGGCCAUGGGCACCGCAGCACCCAUCAUCAUCACCGUCUACCCACGCAACGACGGCGUGCUCUCCCGCCGUUUGGUGGUGGCCAUCAGGGUGCCCAGCUUCUACCAGCAGAGCCCCCCGCCUCCCACUGACAGUGCCAUCAGGAUCGAGGAGCGACCCGGCAUGACUGUAUACGCCCUGAACUUCGGAGGGUUCGCCGGUGAGAGCGAGUAUCGGGCGGAGGCCUUGCGCUUGACACGCACACUGGGAGAAACAGCGCCCUUCCAGCGCAAGCAGUACUUCUGCUGUAGCUACGACGCACCGUUCAAGCCUUACGGGCGGCGCAAUGAGGUCUGGUUCCUGCAGGAGGAGCCAUAGGCGCUGCGUUCUUCCAACAGUGCUUGACCCGUCUGGUGACAUUUUGACUUGUGGACUCUAGUCACAGUUGAAAUAACAAUCCUGGACAGGUCAUUUUCAGAAGCUUUCAUUCCGGCGUUUCUGUUAUCAUUUUUACGCACAAGAUAUUGCAAGAUCUCGGUUCUGCCACUAAGCUAACUGUGCUAAUCAGAAUCAUCACAAAGGACUAAAUCAAAAUAUCACCAGGCAGAUUCAAACGUCGUGCCGGGGAAGUUGGGACGCAGCUCACCCGCAAUGGGGCGGCUUUUUUUUGUCUUACUAAGGGACGAUACAGUGCCCUCCAUCUAACGUGAAGACAAACGUGAAGAUGAUCGUAGCAUCCGUCACCAUGACUUCAUCGUAACCAGUAACUAGUGAGUUGGACUCAGAAGACAACACACGACUGAAGUGUGGAGUUGAACAUCGCAGGUGUGACAUCAUUUUGACCGCGCAAGAAAAUCACUCAUAGUCACCAGGAAAUAGUUCAAUGUGUAUCGACAUCUCUGAAUGGAUUGUGUCCGUGGCCAAGUUGAACCUCCACAGAGACUAACCAACAGUGUCAACUUAGAUCAUUAUAAACUGUCGCGCCAUCCUUGGCUCAACCUUUAACAUCACACCUCCAUCGGCAGGUUUCAUUCAGUCGCACACAAAUCCACUUUCUCCUUCGAUACGCUCAAAAAUACUUGAACACAACAGUCUUAAUCAAAAUAUGACUUUUAUUUUUCAUAUCUCGUCUGAAAUAAGCACUUAUUUUCAUAAAAAAAACAUUAAAUAUUAGUGAGGUGUUAUUAAUGUGACUAUUUCAACAUAUUUAUAUUGCAAUAUUAAUCUAUCCUGAUGUGGACUUUUGCUCAGAUGAUCUCGUCCGAAUUAUUUAGCAGGAACAAGCACACGUCCUGCAUGAGGACUUCAUAGGAACCGAGCCAUAAAGUAGGUCUAGUCUGAACCCCACACCUCCAGGGGGCGACACCUGUGUAGCAGGAAGACAACCUCUGUUGACGGCUAACAUGAAAGAGAGUGUGUGGCCCCCUGGUGACAAUAGUUGUGUCGUAGGUCUGUUGUUAAGAAUGUGUGUCGUUUUUCUUUUUUUUUUUUUUUUUAGUUGCAUGAUGUGGAACCUUCGUUAACUCCCGGAACUGUGAUCAUGUGACCUGCCAUGUGA